Messenger RNA from Panicum virgatum (switchgrass), 402 nucleotides. RefSeq lists its product as uncharacterized. The coding region runs from base 1 to 402 and encodes 133 amino acids. The transcript has 2 exons. NCBI's taxonomy places the organism in Eukaryota, Viridiplantae, Streptophyta, Magnoliopsida, Poales, Poaceae. The record is from RefSeq and is a predicted model, not a curated record.
AUGAACUGGUGGUUGAAGCCGCACCACAAGGAGCAAAGCAACCGUCCCAUCGGAGUACCAGGAAAAGCAGCCGCCGACGGCCGUUCAGGUGGACAAGGCCAAGCUCAACUGCUCCAUGUGCGCUGCUUGUUGACGCCUCCCGUCUACCAGUGCGCGGUGGGGCACCUGGCGAGCUGCAGCUGCCGCGUCAAGCUCCUGGGCCGCCAUUGCCGGACCUGCCGCGACCGCGGCACCGCCUCCUCCGCCUAUGCGCACUGUCCUGGCCUCGCCUUCUUCUUCGCCGACCUCGGGGUGUUGUGGGAUUUCGAGCAGUACGACUGCAAGGCCUAUGUCCCCUACUUCCGCGGCGCCAACCACGGCUGCAGCUCCCUUCUCUGCUCGCUGCGGAGGCGCGGACGCUAG